Molecule: messenger RNA, 1551 nt
Organism: Lasiosphaeria miniovina
Lineage: Eukaryota; Fungi; Ascomycota; Sordariomycetes; Sordariales; Lasiosphaeriaceae
Product: pyridoxal phosphate-dependent transferase
Exons: 3
Coding region: 1-1551 (516 amino acids)
Biological process (GO): [2Fe-2S] cluster assembly
Cellular component (GO): nucleus; mitochondrion; cytosol
Molecular function (GO): cysteine desulfurase activity; pyridoxal phosphate binding
Source: RefSeq, a predicted model, not a curated record
AUGGCCAAUCUCGCACCAAAGGUACUGAGGCAGGCCUCGCGCCUUGCCACAAAGUCGGCCCUCUCUGCGGGCUCUAGACGCAGCGUCCAGACUCUAUCCCGAGUGGCGACGGCCGCGCCGGUAGUCACAGUCGCAUCCGCAUCUCCCGCCAGCUCCGCAAGGAGCUACGUGACCGAGACGAAGCGCGACAAUGCGCAAGUACAGACCGAUACGGCGAUCCGGCUCGACAAGGCGGGGCUCGAGAAGUCCGGGCUUGCCGUCAGCGGGCACCAGAGCUCAGAAGGCCAUGUCAGCCCGAUAGCCGAUGUCCUCAAACAGGCCACUGUCAUGGACGAGGGCCAGCGGCCCAUCUACCUCGACAUGCAGGCCACCACUCCGGUAGACCCGCGUGUUCUGGACGCCAUGAUGCCCUUCUUCACGGGCGUGUACGGCAACCCCCACUCGCGGACACACGCCUACGGCUGGGAGAGCGAGAAGGCAGUCGAGCAGGCUCGGGAGCACAUCGCCACCCUGAUUGGCGCUGACCCUAAGGAGAUCAUCUUCACCAGCGGAGCCACCGAGAGCAACAACAUGAGCAUCAAAGGAGUCGCCAGGUUCUUUGGCCGGUCCGGCAAGAAGAAGCACAUCAUCACCAGCCAGACCGAACACAAGUGCGUGCUCGACAGCUGCAGGCAUCUGCAAGACGAAGGCUUUGACGUCACCUACCUGCCCGUCCAGCACAACGGCCUGAUCGACCUCAAGGCCCUCGAGGCUGCCAUCCGCCCCGACACGGCCCUUGUCAGCAUCAUGGCCGUGAACAACGAGAUUGGCGUCAUCCAGCCGCUAGAACAGAUUGGCAAGCUCUGCCGCGAACGGAAGGUCUUCUUCCACACCGACGCCGCCCAGGCCGUCGGCAAGAUCCCCAUGGAUGUCAACGCAAUGAACAUCGACCUGAUGUCCAUUUCCUCCCACAAGAUCUACGGCCCGAAAGGAAUCGGAGCCUGCUACGUCCGCCGGCGGCCGAGGGUCAGACUCGACCCCAUCAUUAGCGGUGGAGGACAGGAGCGAGGGCUGAGGAGCGGCACGCUGGCCCCUCCGCUUGUCGUAGGCUUUGGGGAGGCGUGUCGCAUCGCCAAAGAAGAACUUGCUUAUGAUUCGAGGCGAAUCAAGCACCUCUCGGACCGUCUGCUCAAUGGGCUGCUGGCUAUGGAGCACACAGAGCAGAAUGGUGAUUCUGAGCACUUCUACCCCGGCUGCGUCAACGUGUCGUUUGCGUACGUCGAGGGCGAGUCGCUGCUCAUGGCCCUGAAGGACAUUGCCCUGUCGUCGGGUAGUGCCUGCACCUCGGCGUCCCUAGAACCCAGCUACGUCUUGCGCGCGCUGGGCAACAGCGACGAGAGCGCCCACUCGAGCAUCCGGUUUGGCAUUGGCCGGUUCACCACCGAGGAGGAGAUUGACUACGUUCUGAAGGCUGUAACGGCCCGUGUCGGUUUCCUCCGCGAGCUUAGUCCCCUGUGGGAGCUGGUCCAAGAAGGCGUUGACCUCAACACGAUUGAGUGGAGCCAGCACUGA